Molecule: messenger RNA, 1086 nt
Organism: Nymphalis io (European peacock)
Lineage: Eukaryota; Metazoa; Arthropoda; Insecta; Lepidoptera; Nymphalidae
Gene: CPH3
Product: pupal cuticle protein PCP52-like
Exons: 3
Coding region: 152-1042 (296 amino acids)
Source: RefSeq, a predicted model, not a curated record
UGCCAUCAGCUGACAAAAAGCGCGCGCUUCCUGCAUCCAUCCCGCCCUCGGGCGGUGACGUUUUACUUUUUUUUUAUUGUAAAAUCCAGUAUUCAGCAUGUUCUAUAUUCUAUAGUAUAGAAAACGGUAUAUAAAAACGCUUCGUGCUGUGAUGAGAGCAAUCAGUAGCUUACAAGACAUCAAGAUGAGAGUUCUGGUUUUGUUCGCCCUUAUUGCUUGCGUAUCCGCAGCACCAUCGUACUUCGCGGCAGUACCACUAGCCGCAGUAGCUGUGCCAACCAUCGCGGUAGCUCCUACCGUGCCACCAGGUGACAUCCAGGCUGCCGCUAUCGAUGCUCAGGUAAAAGCUGAAGACCAGGCUCGCUUCUUUGCCGACCAAGCCAGGGAAUUAGCCGAGCAUGCUGUUGAAAAUCAAAACGAAGGAGUUAUCGAAGCUAAUGAUUUGGUUAAGGAAAAAUCCGAAGAAGCCUUCUGGGCCGCUGAGGAAAAGAAAUGGCAGGCUGUGAGCGAUGUUCAAAUCGCCGAAGCUAAAAUUGAUGCUUCCGUUGCUGAAAAUGCUGCCGCUAUCGCCAAGAGCUAUGCUCUGACUGGUGUUGCUCCCGCUGUAAGUGGAUUACCCGCCGCAGCUAUCGUCCCCGGAGUUACUAUUGAAUCAGCUUCCAAUGACGAGAAAUCCGAAGCAGCUGCCAAAAGCGCAGCCGUAUCCGAAGUCAAAGCAGAAGAGAAGGAAGCUGUUAAAUCAGCAGAAAUCGAAAAACCAGCUGAAGCCGAAGCUGAAAAACCCAUCGAAGCUGAAAACAAACCAGAAGCAGCCGGUGCUGAAUUAAAAUCAGACGCUUUGGAAGCGCUUAAAGCUGAAACCGCUGCCUUACAGUCGCAAUUAAAAUCCUCCAUUUUCCCAGCACCAGUAGCUUUUGCUCCUGGUUUCAACUACCAACCUCUUGUAGCACCAAUCUCCUACCAACCAGCAUUCAGAAGUUUUCCCAUUAACACCAUCCACCCUUAUUCUGCACCAAUAUACCCCGUUGGAAACCUGUGGUGAUUGAUGGAUUGAUACCGUCCUACUAAUAAAAAAAUAUUUAAUAA